Molecule: messenger RNA, 1460 nt
Organism: Durotheca rogersii
Lineage: Eukaryota; Fungi; Ascomycota; Sordariomycetes; Xylariales; Xylariaceae
Product: glycoside hydrolase family 16 protein
Exons: 2
Coding region: 285-1265 (326 amino acids)
Biological process (GO): glucan catabolic process
Molecular function (GO): hydrolase activity, hydrolyzing O-glycosyl compounds
Source: RefSeq, a predicted model, not a curated record
CGAAGGACAAUCGCCUUUCACCUUUGAGCUCUCUUCCACACCAGCAUCGACCCAAGCUUGCCAGGCGCAAGCAGUCCCGUCUCCCAACCCAUAUCAACCGGCAGCGCUCUCCCAUUCUUCUCGUCCUCGUAGAUACUUUCGUCCUGCUGCCUCACUCGCUCACUCGCCUCGCCGCCAUCUCUCCUUCUUCCCGCCGUCCCAACUAGCGCAUUGCGCCGACGACAAUAACGACAAUACAACAACAGCAACGAGACUAACCCACGACGACAAAAGCAACCAGAACAAUGACCUUCUCUAAGACGCUCCCGCGCCUGGGCGCGCUCCUCGCGGUCGGCGCCGCGACGGCCGCUCGCGCGGCCUACACGCUGCAGGACGCGUACGACCAGACCAACUUCUUCCAGGGCUUCGAGUUCUUCGACGCGCCCGACCCGACCAACGGAUUCGUAAAGUACCAGUCGGCGCGCGGCGCCAACGACGCCUCCCUCGCCGGCUACGCCAGCGACGCCGUCUUCCUCGGCGUCGACUACACCACCGCCAACCCCCAGGGCGGCCGCAACUCCGUCCGCGUCCACUCCAAGAAGACGUACAACGGCGGCCUCAUCGUCGCUGACAUCGCCCACCAGCCCGCCGCCCAGUGCGGAACGUGGCCCGCGUUCUGGACCGUGGGCCCCAACUGGCCGUUCGACGGCGAGAUCGACAUCAUCGAGGGCGUCAACCUGGCGACCAACACGACGUACACGCUGCACACGGGGCCGGGGUGCACCUUCACGCAGGGCGACUGCAACGCGCCGGGGACGGGCCACAUCGGGUGCGGGGCGGCGAGCGGGGACACGCGGACGCUGGCGGACGGGUUCAACGCGGUGGGCGGCGGGGUGUACGCGGUGGAGUGGACGGCGUCGGCGAUCAACGUGUUCUUCUUCCCGCGCGACGGGGAGAUCCCCGCGGACAUCGCCGGCGGCGGCGCCGACCUCGACCCGAGCAGCUGGGGCCCGCCCGCGGCCUCGUUCGCCGGCGACGGCUGCGACAUCGCCAGCCACUUCCGCGACCACCAGAUCGUCUUCGACACCACCAUGUGCGGCGACUGGGCCGGCCGCGAGUUCGCCGCCGACCCCGUCUGCGGCGCCAAGGCCGCCUCCUGCGAGGAGUACGUCGCCGCCAACCCCGCCGCCUUCGCCCAGUCCUACUGGCUCAUCAACUACGUCAAGGUCUUCACCGACGGCCAGCAGCAGAAGCAGCAGCAGCAGCGCAAGCGCUUCUCUGCGUAGGCGCCCGCUACCCCCGGGUGAUAUCCCGUGUGGCGUGCAGACGGCCGGACAGACAGACGAACAUCGAGAGAGGCAGGGCCGAUCGACCCGUCUGGACGUGUCUGGUUCGUUUGUGGGUUUCUGGCCCGUUUGUGACAGUGGGGUUACGGCGUUGAGGACUAGACACCACAAGAGGGCGAGGAAGAAAAAAAGGGG